GAAGAUCGGCCUUCCUCGACGCUUUCCGACAAAGAACAAUUUCAUCUCCACCAUUUUUGUAGCACCGGAUCCUGUCUACUUUUUCUUACAUCCAAUUAGGGUUCCAGCAAAAAUAAUUCAAUUCCAACAACAGCAUUUCGCAUCUUGGUCAACGACUUGUUCCUUCAAUGCCACAUUCUCUGAAUUAAGCGAAAAUGCUAUCAAAAAUUGGUUCAAGGUGCAGUAGGGCUCGGUAUCUUCUUCUUCGAACAGCUUCAGGCAAGAAGAUGAUGACGAUCUCGAGCUAUAGUAGGACUGGUGGUAGUAUUUCUAGCUCAUUUCUCCUAUCGGAUGCUUCACACAGUUCCGGUGGUAGUAUUUUUACUAGACAGUUCAACGUUCGUCGGCGUGAUCCGUGGGACGUUCCGAGGAAAUCUACGCUGUUUCUCAAACAGUUAACUGCGUUUGUCUCAGAUUUCUCUCCUACUCCCCUUCAAAAUUCUGGUUCUAUGCCUAAUGGGUAUGCUUCAUUGGCAACAUCCAAUAGUGAUGAUUCGAAGGGUACGAAUCAGGAUAAAAAGGGUGAAGGAAAAGAUCUUAUUAUGAAAGGAGAGCAAAUUAAUAAUGCUAAAAUUCUUAGUACACUUGCAAAGUACUUGUGGAUGAAAGAUAACAUGGAGUUCAGACUGAGAGUGCUCACUGCUAUGGGAUUUUUGGUUGGAGCCAAAGUACUGAAUGUUCAAGUUCCCUUUUUAUUCAAGCUAGCUGUUGAUUGGUUAACAACAGCAACAGGAAAUCCUAGUUCACUUUCUGAGUUUGCAGCUGCUAAUUCGACAGCUUUAGCUGUUUUUGUAAGUCCAGCAGCUGUGUUGAUUGGUUAUGGAAUAGCACGAACAGGGGCUUCUGCUUUCAACGAGUUGAGAACUGCAGUGUUUUCUAAGGUUGCGUUGCGAACUAUUAGGUCAGUUUCGAGAAAGGUGUUUGCACAUUUGCAUCAGCUUGAUCUGCAAUAUCAUCUUAGCCGAGAAACAGGUGCUCUAAAUCGAAUUAUUGAUCGUGGUAGCCGAGCUAUUAACUUUAUCCUCUCAGCCAUGGUAUUUAAUGUUGUACCAACUAUAUUAGAGAUUUCUUUGGUAGCAGGUAUUCUUGCAUACAAUUUUGGAGCACCAUUUGCAUGGAUUACUUCUUUGUCGGUUGCUGCAUACGUUGCCUUCACGUUGGCUGUGACACAAUGGAGGACUAAAUUUAGGAAGGAUAUGAACAAGGCUGAUAAUGAUGCAAGCACAAGAGCAAUUGAUUCACUUAUUAACUAUGAGACUGUGAAGUAUUUCAACAAUGAGCAAUUUGAAGCUGAAGAGUAUGAUAAAUAUUUAAAACGCUAUGAAGAUGCUGCCUUGAAGACACAGUGUAGUCUUGCUUUCUUGAAUUUUGGCCAAACUCUGGUAUUCAGUACGGCUCUCUCAGCAGCAAUGGUACUAAGUUCAAAUGAUAUUAUAAAUGGUGUGGCGACAGUUGGUGAUUUGGUUAUGGUAAACGGGCUCCUCUUCCAACUGUCUCUUCCACUCAACUUCCUUGGCAGUGUUUAUCGUGAAACUGUGCAGAGUCUUGUUGACAUGAAAUCCAUGUUUCAGCUACUUGAGGAGAGGGCAGAAAUCAGAGAUGAAGAUGAUGCGAAACCUCUGAAGUUGGAUGGGGGUAGCAUUGAAUUUGAAAAUGUUCAUUUCAGUUAUCUGACAGAAAGAAAGAUUCUUGAUGGGAUAUCCUUUGUUGUGCCAGCUGGGAAAAGUGUGGCUAUUGUUGGAACUAGUGGCAGUGGUAAAUCAACGAUCCUUAGGAUGAUAUUCAGGUUCUUCGACGCCUAUUCUGGCACGGUGAGGAUAGAUGGUCAAGAUAUACGGAAGGUGACACUUGGAAGCCUUAGGAAGCAUAUUGGUGUUGUUCCACAAGAUACAGUAUUAUUCAACAAUACAAUAUUCCACAACAUUCAGUAUGGUUGUCUUUCAUCUACCCCUGAGGAGGUAUAUGAUGCUGCCCGAAAAGCAUCAAUUCAUGAAACUAUCAUGAACUUCCCAGAACAAUAUUCCACUCUUGUUGGCGAACGAGGCCUUAAGCUUAGCGGUGGUGAGAAACAACGAGUCUCAUUAGCUCGUGCAUUCCUGAAAGCACCUCCCAUUUUGUUGUGUGAUGAAGCAACAAGCGCUCUAGAUAGCACAACAGAAGCAGAGAUACUAAGCGCAUUGAGGUCCCUCGCCAAUAACAGAACAGCAAUCUUUAUCGCUCAUAGACUUACAACUGCGAUGCAGUGUGACGAGGUCAUCGUUCUCGAGAGUGGAAGGGUGGUAGAACAAGGUCCUCAUGAGGUUCUCUUAUCGAAUGCUGGUCGAUACGCUCAACUCUGGUCGCAACAAAAUAAAACCAUCGAUUGACUUGCUUAAAAGACACGACAAAUUAGAUGGUUCGACUCCCUUUUUCCAUCGUAUUAUAGCCAUUGAUUGUUUCAACCAAAAUAACGCAACCACGACGAACCCACAAAAUUAGAAGGUCAUGAGCCUCUUUUUCCAACUUAUUAUGCCCAUUGGUAGUGUCUACAACAAUAAGGUCUAUAAGGCCAUUCCUUUGCCACAUUCAAUUCAAGCCCACAUUGCCAUUUGAUGGUUUGGGAAAUAAGUGAUUUAUGUUGCCCCAAAAUGAUUUGGGUGCAAAUACAUGUAUGUAUUUGAUGUAAUUAAGGAAACAUAACUUUGUGGAAAGAUUGAAAGCGUUGUUUAUUUAUCUCU
This is a messenger RNA of Cynara cardunculus var. scolymus (artichoke), 2756 nucleotides long. Its product is annotated as ABC transporter B family member 25, mitochondrial-like. Gene Ontology annotation, cellular component: mitochondrial inner membrane. The record is from RefSeq and is a predicted model, not a curated record. Gene Ontology annotation, molecular function: ATP hydrolysis activity; ATP binding; ABC-type transporter activity. Lineage: Eukaryota; Viridiplantae; Streptophyta; Magnoliopsida; Asterales; Asteraceae. Gene Ontology annotation, biological process: transmembrane transport; intracellular iron ion homeostasis. The transcript is spliced from 20 exons. Bases 195 to 2405 code for a protein of 736 amino acids.